This is a messenger RNA of Lathyrus sativus (Indian pea), 267 nucleotides long. The record is from the annotation of a GenBank genome assembly. Lineage: Eukaryota; Viridiplantae; Streptophyta; Magnoliopsida; Fabales; Fabaceae.
AUGGUAGACUCUUAUGAAGCUUAUGAAGUUGAUUGGGAUGAUGGUACGAAUUUGCAAAGUGAUUAUUAUUUAUCUCUAACAUCGACAAGAGGGGAACGUUUUUCUAGAGCCUUGAAGGCUGUAGUUGAGUCCAUAAUAGAAUUUCAUUUUGGGAAUCAUAUAAUGGAUGAGUUGUUUGGAAGGUAUGCUAUUCUUGUGGAGGAUCAUUUGUCCAAGGCUAGGGCCACAUUUAUAAAUUGGAUCAUUUCUCUAGUCAAGAAACAUUGA